CUGUAAAGUGUACACAAAGAUGAUGAAUUUGCCGCUACAAUAUCGUUUUACCGCGCAAAAUCGUACCAAAGUCUUUGUGAWACUCGUGUGCGUGCGGGUGUGAGCUCCCGCUUCGAAUGGUGUACCACAAUACCGCUUACUGGUCAUUGAAUUUUGCCUCCAAAUCCACGGCAAACGUCUACCGCCGCAUUGUCCCKACUAUACGUAUCAUUUCCGCUCACCACUCGUYAGCUCACACUUCACAGUCACAACCGUAUCUCAUAUAUCGUUGUUCCUUGUCAUUUCACGUUUGACGUUUGACGUUUAUCCACCUCGRGUCGACGACUACUUCUGUCUUCUGCUCACCGUGCCUGCCUACUACAAUUUCGUACGAUCAUACUUAAUUUGAUUUCCGAUCAACGACAAUUUUUACAACCAUGAACAAGGAAAACGUAAUGGACAACUCGCAACAGCCACAGAUGACAAAUAAAAAUUUUUUGGACUCUGUGACUUCAUAUAGAGCAAAUUUUGAUGCCACAAUCGAGCCCUUAUUAAAAGAUAAUCCAAGACGUUUUGUUAUAUUCCCUAUUAUAUAUGACGAUAUUUGGGCUAUGUAUAAAAAACAAGAAGCCUCUUUUUGGAAUGUUGAAGAAGUCAAUUUGAAAAGUGAUCUUGAUGAUUGGAUUAGAUUGACUGAUGAUGAACGUCAUUUUGUAUCCCACGUAUUAGCAUUUUUUGCUGCUUCAGAUGGCAUUGUUAAUGAAAAUCUUGUUGAACGAUUUUCUCAAGAAGUUCAAGUAACUGAGGCUAGAUGUUUUUAUGGAUUCCAAAUAAUGAUGGAGAAUAUACAUUCAGAAAUGUAUAGCUUAUUAAUUGAUACAUAUAUUCAGGACCCAAAAGAAAAAGACUUUUUAUUUAAUGCCAUUGAAACCAUGCCAUGUGUAAAAAAGAAGGCAGAUUGGGCUCUUAAAUGGAUAAGUGAUAGCAAAGCAACUUUUGGUGAAAGGUUAGUUGCAUUUGCUGCUGUGGAAGGUAUAUUUUUCUCUGGAAGUUUUGCUGCAUUAUUUUGGUUGAAGAAAAGAGGAUUAAUGCCAGGAUUAACUUUUAGCAAUGAGCUGAUUUCUAGAGAUGAAGGUUUACAUACAGAUUUUGCCUGUCUCUUAUUUAAACACUUAAUUCAAAAGCCACCUCAAGCUGUUAUCACGCAUAUAAUUUGUGAAGCUGUGACUAUUGAACAAGAUUUUUUGACAAAUGCUUUACCUGUUAGAAUGGUUGGCAUGAGUUGUGAAAAGAUGGCCAUAUAUAUUGAAUUUGUUGCUGAUAGACUGUUAGCUGAAUUGGGUUGUCCUACAGUUUACAGAUCAUCAAAUCCAUUCCCAUUUAUGGAACUUAUAUCUCAACAAGGAAAGACAAACUUUUUUGAAAAAAGAGUAGGCGAUUACCAAAAAGCUUCAGUGGCUGUUGUUGAAAGUCCUCAAUUAUCAACAAUGGAAAUAACUAAUGAUGACUUUUAAAUUAGGUAUAUUCUUUAAGCGGCAGUAUUUCCUUUUAUUUAUGUACUUAUUUAUUCUGUGUUUCUCCCUCUACCACCCAAUGGGUACCAAUGGCACCCAUCAGAGGGUAAUUAGUUACUUUAUUUAAUCAAAAAGCACUAUAUGCACUCUGAAUAAUGUUUGUGAAUAGAAUUAUUUUGUCAAUGACUUAUGUUUGAUUAUAAGAAGACUUGAUUUUUAAAUUUUAUAGUAAAAAGAGAAGUAUUUGAAAUCUUAAUAAAUUAUUCUAUCAUGCUUUUCAUA
This is a messenger RNA of Diuraphis noxia (Russian wheat aphid), 1775 nucleotides long. RefSeq names its product ribonucleoside-diphosphate reductase subunit M2 (gene RnrS). Gene Ontology annotation, biological process: deoxyribonucleotide biosynthetic process. NCBI's taxonomy places the organism in Eukaryota, Metazoa, Arthropoda, Insecta, Hemiptera, Aphididae. The record is from RefSeq and is a predicted model, not a curated record. Gene Ontology annotation, cellular component: cytosol. Gene Ontology annotation, molecular function: ribonucleoside-diphosphate reductase activity, thioredoxin disulfide as acceptor.